Molecule: messenger RNA, 1842 nt
Organism: Teleopsis dalmanni
Lineage: Eukaryota; Metazoa; Arthropoda; Insecta; Diptera; Diopsidae
Exons: 1
Coding region: 1-1842 (613 amino acids)
Biological process (GO): DNA integration
Molecular function (GO): nucleic acid binding
Source: RefSeq, a predicted model, not a curated record
AUGCAACCCGGAUAUCAAAUACAACUUCAUGGCUUCUGCGAUGCUAGUGUCAAGGCAAUGGCUGCAGCACUCUAUUUGGCAACAAACCACAAUGGCAGUAUCAUUAGUCACAUUAUCGCAUCAAAAACUAAAGUGGCACCAUUACAUUCGGUAACAGUACCCCGAUUGGAACUUUGUGCUGCGCAAUUAUUUGCUACUCUUUUACACGAAACAAGGCAGGCUUUGCAUUUGGAGCACGUACCAUACACUUUAUACUCCGACUCAAAUAUUGCUCUAUGUUGGCUACGCAAAAACACAUCACAAUUAAAGCAGUACGUUGCUAAUCGCGUUGGCUGCAUUCAAUCGAUGACAGAUAUCAGGCAUUGGCAUCACAUUCCUACCAAACUCAACCCAGCUGAUUGCGCCAGUCGUGGCAUAUCCCCUUUGGCGUUACAUAACUACGCAUUAUGGUGGCACGGUCCUAAUUCAACUGAUUAUUCAAUCAAUGAGCUGCACCACUGUGCACCAGCAGAGCUGGCAAUAAUGGAGGGCGAGUUAAAACCAGUUAAGGUAAAGGCAUUGCAGGUAAUAGGUCAACCCGCAUUACAGACACACUACACUGCUGGCGACGAAUUGGUCGUCAUAGAUCUGUUGGACCGGUUCAGUCAUCUUGGCAAGCUAUUGCGCACUACUGCAUACAUAUUGCGUUGCAAAAAGGCACAUCAGCGUUUUUGUUCGCAUACACACAUCUGUACAGGCGAAAUGGACAUUGCUUUAAAUCACCACAUCAAGGCAGAGCAAGCGAAAUAUUUCGCAGCGGAAAUCAAGCAGCUGAAAAAGGCGCAGCCCAUAUCCACAUCCAGCAAGUUCAUUGCACUGAGUCCAUUCAUCAACUCCACAGGGGACAAUAUAUUGCGAGUAGGCGGACGCCUACAUAAUGCGAGGGUGGCAGAGCCACAGCGUCAUCCAAUCAUUCUUCCGAAGGAUAGCACAUUGGCCAGGCUUUUAAUAUGGCAGGUGCAUCAGGACACACUUCAUGGCGGUAUACAAAUCAUGUUUCAUACGAUUCGACACAAAUAUUGGAUUCUACAGGCACGCAUUUUGGUCAAACAAUGCAUACACUCAUGCUCGAUUUGUAGGCGGCAUAAACACAUAAUGCUAAAACAACGUAUGGCGACAUUACCAAAGGCUCGGAUCACCCCAUCUCCACCAUUUACAAGAUCUGGCUUAAACUAUUACGGUCCAUUCAACAUACGAAUUGGCUCCAAGGCUGUACGAACCGUGCGGAAGGCUUACGUGGCAAUCUUUGUGUGCAUGGUAACCAAGGCAGUGCACAUCGAACUGGCUGAAGAUCUCACUUCUGAGGCAUUCAUGCAUUACACACGUUUCGUAAACCGGCGUGGUCCAUGUAACCAUUUAUACAGUGACAAUGGCACUACGUUCAUUGGCGCAGAUCGCUUAAUGGCCGCUGACUUACAGGCUUGGCAUAAUGAAUAUUCUCAACAGCAAUUGUCAAAUCGAGGCACAAAAUGGCAUUUUCUACCACCUGGCGCACCUCAUCAAGGCGGUCUAUGGAAAGCUGCCGUUAAGUCAGCAAAGAAGCACUUACUACGCAUUGUUGGCACCCACUCCAUUUACUAUGAUCAGCUACAUACUCUACUUGUACAUAUCGAGGCUUGCUUGAAUUCACGUCCACUUAUACCAUUGCAUGACACUUGUGACGACAAGAUGGCUCUAUCACCUGCAGAUUUCCUAAUUGGCAGAUCUCUAUUGGGAGUGCCAGGUGAACCUAUUGGCAAGGUGCCUAGCAACAAAUUAUCAUACUGGCGACAAUUAAAGCAAAUGCAACAGCAUUUUUGGUGA